Mercurialis annua (annual mercury) is the source of this 784-nucleotide messenger RNA. Its product is annotated as probable glutathione peroxidase 8. The record is from RefSeq and is a predicted model, not a curated record. The coding region runs from base 109 to 606 and encodes 165 amino acids. The transcript has 6 exons. Lineage: Eukaryota; Viridiplantae; Streptophyta; Magnoliopsida; Malpighiales; Euphorbiaceae. Gene Ontology annotation, molecular function: glutathione peroxidase activity. Gene Ontology annotation, biological process: response to oxidative stress.
CACAAAUUCCAUCACCAAAUUGACCGUUCCUUCAAAAGUCAAUUGUGUUUCUUGACUCUGUGCUUUAUGCUCGUUUCCAUUGCUUAAAAACUUUUAAUUUGUUUUGGCAUGGCAAAGUAUCCUGAAUCAGUGCAUGAUUUAACUGUCAAGGAUGCUAAGGGAAACGAUGUAAAUCUCAGCAGGUUCAAAGGAAAAGUCUUGUUAAUUGUUAACGUUGCUUCAAAAUGUGGAAUGACCAACUCAAAUUACACAGAGCUGAAUCAAUUAUAUGAAAAAUAUAAAGAUCAAGGCUUCGAAAUAUUGGCAUUUCCAUGCAAUCAAUUUGGGGAUGAGGAACCGGGAAGUAGUGAUGAGAUUACAGAGUUUGUUUGCACUCGCUUCAAAUCAGAAUUUCCCAUCUUCGACAAGAUUGAAGUAAAUGGUGAGAAUUCUUCUUCAUUGUACAAGUUCCUAAAAUCAGGAAAAUGGGGAAUUUUUGGCGAUGAUGUACAAUGGAACUUUGCUAAAUUCCUUGUCAGCAAAGAUGGAAAAGUAGUCGAUCGUUACUAUCCUACAACUUCUCCUUUAAGUCUGGAGUACGACAUUAAAAAGCUAUUGGCGAUCUAACGAGCUGCAGAAAUAUGAAGCUUCAUCAAGUUUUCCGGGCUCUCAUAGCAUGGGUUGUUUUGUGCAUGUUGAUUUGCUUUUCAGGCUUGUGGAAUUAAAGUACCUAAUGUGAUGAUUGUAUGCUCCUUUACAGUUUAUACAUGUUGUGUGGUUGAAAGAUCAAGCUAUUUAUCCUUCU